ACCUGCCGCUCCCUGAUGAUUCAGCGUUCAGCGAGUCGACUUCAGCAGACAGCAUGUAUCCGCAGUGCUCGGCCGUCCCGUCUUCGUCUCUCCAGCUGCUGCAGCUGCAGCCGGCCCGCCUCAUGCUUCAUCAAAGCUCAGACUGUCUUCAAAGCUCAGAGAGUGUUAACAACGUUGUAAUCUCCUAAAGCUGACCAUGGAACACAAACAGGAGCCGAUGGGACGCAGACAGACGCUCUGUGAUGCUCUGGGUUAGAACUCUUCAUCCUCCAGCAGGACAGGAUGACUGAGGGCACGGACGACUUCUCUGCAGGGCCGCCCCCCCCUCCUGCAGCGGCCUCCCCCACCAGCUCGACUGUCGACACCGGACGAGUCCCCGAGGAGAAACCAAAGGAGAAACAGGAAGAGGCAGAGGAAGAGGAGGCAGCUGGUCAGAGCGGGGAGGAGGCUGCAGAGGGAGACGCAGAGGCCGGUGCUGAUGAUGGCGAGCACAUGGGGGCUGUGGGCAUCAUGGCGUUGGCGGGGAGCUGCUGUGUGUGCGUAGAGAUGGAACAGAUUAGAAACUGUGUGCACUCAGAGAAAAUCUGCAUCCUGCCCAUCCUGGCCUGCCUGCUCAGCCUCGCUCUCUGCACCGCUGGACUCAAGUGGGUCUUUGUGGAUAAGAUCUUUGAGUACGAACCACCCACUCACCUCGACCCUAAACCCAUCGGACAGGACCCUUUCAUCAUCUCAGCCGACCCCACACUGGGACUGACUGUGUCCGUCCCUCUCUCAUCUCUUUCCCCCACCUCUCUAACCUCAGCCCCCCUGACUUCCACCUCCCUGAGCCCCUCCAUCACAAUGGAACGUCAUGCACUCACACCGGGACAUCCAGAUGUUUUCCUGGAAGACAAAUCCACAAGAGGGCCGAAGGUUCCUCCUGAUCCCUCUGUGACCCUGAAGUACAACGCUGAACGUCCCAGCACCACCAAACAGACCCCCCACCCUCUGACAACACAGGAGACCAACGACAUCAUCCCAACAGUCUCUGCCACCAGCACCACCACUAAAGCGAAGACCUCCAGUCAUGUGACGCGCUGCAGCAACAGCCAGAGGAACUACUGCGUCAACGGAGGAGAGUGCUUCACCCUCGAAAUCAUGCCCGGCAGCACAAAGUUUCUCUGCAGGUGCUCGGCAGGAUUCACUGGGCACCGAUGUGAACAAGCUGUGCUUAAGAAAGUCUCAGACCCAAAACAAGCCGAGGAGCUGUAUCAGAAACGUAUUUUAACAAUAUCAGGAAUCUGCAUUGCUCUCCUAGUCGUUGGAAUCAUGUGUGUGGUUGCCUACUGCAAAACAAAGAAGCAGAGGAAGAAACUUCAGGACCGUCUGAGGCAGAGUCUGAGGACGAAGAAGAAGAAGCAGAAAAACACCAAAGCUGGUCCCAAACAGGCGAGCUCAGCCAGAGGACAACACAUCACAAACAUGCCUCUUCAAGAUCUGCAGCCUCAAUCUAACGGGACAAGCACGCAGCAUGCAGCUGACAAGGACACGGAAACAACCUUCACAAGCAAGAAUGCCUUUCCUGCUCAUGAACACACAACGUUCACACACGUCUCCAGCCAAAGGUUUAUACCAUCCCUGACAUCCCCUGGGUCCAGGACGUCCCUUACGACUCCAGGGUCUCCUCCGUCAGAGAUGUCCGUCCCCCUCUCCAGCCUGGCUGUCUCUGUCCCAUCUGUGGCUUUAAGCCCGUCUGGGGAAGAGGAGCGCCCCCUGCUGUUGUUGAACAACCGUCGGACACGAGAUGAACAGAAGAGAUCCUCUGCUCACUACAAUCACGGCCACGUGGCUCACAGUUUACCAGCGAGCCCACUAUUACCUGACAAGAAAGGUGACUGCCAAGUCAUAGGUGAGCAUGAAGACACCGCUGGCAGCCAGGUGUUCUCACCUGAUAAUCUACCUGAGACAAAUAUGAAGAGAGCAGAGGUCACACACAGUAUGGAGUCCAGCUGUGAUAGCAUGCCAACAGAUGACAUUCAUGGGGAACAAACGCCCUUCAUCGCCACAGGAAGUCAGUCAGCUCGGCUGCUUGAGGUUUCAGAUGUCAGCAGGACUAACACAGCGGCACCACUCAAUGACCGGCGAGACGAAUCUUCAUGUCCCACCAACAAACCAGAUCCAGAGUCAGUGUGAAAAAAAAGAAUAGUCACCAUUAAACCUUUAUUUUCUAUAAACAAUUUGCUGUAAAUGGAAAAUAAGACUUUUAUUUUAGUGAUGUAGUAAAUACAGAGUUUUAUAAAAAGUAAAAAUGUGUUCAUGUCUUGUAGGUAAAGUGCCAUACGCUGGUAUGUAGCAACGGUUCACAGUAUAUUUCAGUGCAGAACUAAUAUCAAGGUGCCUUUCUGUUUGUUAUGCUUAACUGCAGCAAUGCAUUCUGGGCCGUAUAUUCAUCAUCUUAAUGUUACAGUCAUCAAUAACCUGCUGGCUCAUUUUGAAGUACCCACCGAUGACAGAUUGACGAUAAACGUUGGCCUUUGAGGUGCAUGCUGCGUCCUUAUGCUGUCAUGAAAAAGAAACACUCAUUUCCUCUGCUGGUUGAUCACCUUAUGAACACCUGGACUGAUGUCAACCAUGAAUCAGCUCAUUACCUGCAUUUCUGAGAAGAUAUUCAUGAUCACAAUUUCUAUUGCUGACUGUUUGAUCCAGAAUCUUACAGGAAACUGUGAGAUGAAGGUGCAGUCAGUAAAUAUUUAUUAAUCAUUUAUUACUAAUAAUGUGCUCAAAUCAAAUCAGUUUGUUAAUCUGAGUAAUUCAGAUUCAUUGUUUUUAUAAAACUAGGAAACUGCACUAACGAAUUCAUAACGUAAAGAUAAAAAAACUAGUAAUGUAUGCAUAAAAAAACAAAGAAUGUAAAGCAGCGGCCUCAACAUCCUGAAAAGAAAAAUUUGCUGGAUUCUACAUUUUCACAGAUGUUCAUAAAUGCCUUUAAAAUCUGUUUAACGUCUUUUGUAAUGACUCAGUUAAACUUAAGCAUGAAGACCAGCAGCUAUAUUCUUCCAAAGAGAACGAGUGCCCUCCAUCCAGUCAUGGUGCUGAUUGCAUCUUUAAAUGUGCACUACACAGAAGAAUGAAUAAAUGUCUAAUUUUGUCCGUCCAGAAGUCGUCAUGUGUUCCUGAGCAAUGCAUUCUGGGGUUCAAAGAAACUGGUAAAGAGACAAAAAUGGUAAUCUGUUUUCAUUUUUUUAUCUUGUCGUAUAUUCUGAUGAGUAAUUGUACUUUUCUGAUAUCUUACACUUCACUUCUUUCAAACCUCCCCAUCUUGUGUUAACGUGUGCGGUCAUGUGAUAAAAAAACAGCCAAAAUGCUAACAUGCUAACAUGAACAUCUAACUGACUCUAAACUCCAGAUUGAACUUAAUAAAAUAACAUUUCUUUGACUCUGUAAUCAAACAUAGACUCUUCAGAUGUGUGUGUAGAAUCAAUCUAGUAUAACAGUAUGACAUUGUGCUGACCUAUAAGGAGUGCUUUCAUAGCGGCCUACUUCUGAAUUUUAUAUUUUAUUAUUACAUAUAAUUAAUUUGGUUGUUAUCAAUGAAGAAAAUAAUAAUUGCUGUUAUAAAUUAUAUUUACGCAGACAGGAUGUUAAAGAUAUAAAGCCAUGUUUGCGACUUGGUUAUUAAAGAAAACAAUACUGUGCAUAUUUUGUCACUUGUAUGUUAAAUAAGUCUCAUUUCAUUGCUUUAAAUGAUGUUAAUACACAUGAAAACCUGCAAUGGCUGUUUUUUCUUAUUACAUAUUAAAUCAGUUUUGUGUUUUGUG
Messenger RNA from Labrus mixtus (cuckoo wrasse), 3797 nucleotides. RefSeq names its product neuregulin 1 (gene nrg1). The transcript is spliced from 8 exons. Gene Ontology annotation, molecular function: protein tyrosine kinase activator activity; chemorepellent activity. Gene Ontology annotation, biological process: animal organ development; intracellular signal transduction; cell differentiation. The coding region runs from base 283 to 2172 and encodes 629 amino acids. The record is from RefSeq and is a predicted model, not a curated record. NCBI's taxonomy places the organism in Eukaryota, Metazoa, Chordata, Actinopteri, Labriformes, Labridae.